AUGCCCCUCUCAUUUGAUUGGUCAAUUCCAGAAAAUCCUACUAGAUAUUAUAGAGCAUUGUCGACAGCAACGAUUGCGCUUGUGGGGACAGUCAGUAAACUAUGGAUGAAAUAUCUUACAUCAGUUCGAAUUGAGAAUGCUGAUAUUCUUCGCAAAGCUGUGCUUCAUCGAGAUCCUAAGCGAGCAUUACUUACUGCCGCUAAUCAUCAUUCUUGUUUGGACGAACCAUUGUUGUUCGGAGCUUCUGCACCAUAUCGAGCUUUUUUGAAUCGUCAACGCAUGCGUUGGACAUUAGGUGCUGCUGAUGUUGUAUUUACAAAAAGGAGUCAUCGAUGUUUCUUCAGUUUGGGUAAAACAAUACCUAUAAUACGCGGUGAUGGUGUUUAUCAACGGUCGAUGACUUUUGCAUUAGAACAAAUCAACCAAGGUGAAUGGAUACAUAUAUUUCCUGAAGCCAAAAUAAAUUUAACAAAAGAACUAAUCAGACUUAAAUGGGGUGUUGGUCGUCUUAUUGCUGAAGCUAAUGUUUGUCCGUUAGUAGUUCCAUUCUAUCAUCUUGGAAUGGAUUCUGUAUUACCAAAUGUAGAGCCGUAUACUCCUAAAAUAGGUCAAAAAGUCAGUAUUUAUAUUGGUGAACCGCUCACUUUUGAUGAUCUUGUAGAAAAAAUGAAAAAAGAAAAUCGAUCGUUGCAAGAAAUGCGUAAAGCGAUAACGGAUAUUAUUCAAAAUGAAUUUGCAAAACUAAAAUCAAAAUGCGAAGAAUUACAUCGACAGCAUUUAACCGGUGAUACUCCGCCAUUGCCCUCAAAAAGUUAA
Rotaria socialis is the source of this 816-nucleotide messenger RNA. The record is from the annotation of a GenBank genome assembly. Lineage: Eukaryota; Metazoa; Rotifera; Eurotatoria; Philodinida; Philodinidae.